Punica granatum (pomegranate) is the source of this 2645-nucleotide messenger RNA. The record is from RefSeq and is a predicted model, not a curated record. NCBI's taxonomy places the organism in Eukaryota, Viridiplantae, Streptophyta, Magnoliopsida, Myrtales, Lythraceae.
AACUUAUUGGUCGAAGGGGGAUCCCACUAUACCGAAUCCCCUCUCUGUUCUUACACACCAUCUUCAUGUAUUUCAUACCUCAGGCUCACUUGUCUAUUUCGAAAAGAACGAAGGACAUAAGCCUAAUCUAAUUAUCUAGUGAUCAUACCUCAGCUAUUAGCUAAGCUCCAUUCUGGACGAUGUGAUUAUAAUGAAGUUGAUAUGAUACCUUAGCCCCGAGGAGUGUAAUUAUUCCUCAGCUCCGGUCAUUUCCAUUUAUCCUCAGCUAUUAGCUCCAUUUCUUUCUCCCUCUGCUUCGUCUCACUCUCUUUCUCCAGUAUUACUUCUCGGUUUUUCAACAUUCUUGCUGUCACUGUUGUCUCAGUCUUUGCCCAUUACACGCAGAAUUUUCUCCGAAAACAGGAAAAGAGAAAGGAUGGAAUACGCUGGUGAUGCUCUCAAAACAAUCAUCAGCCACACAAUAGAUCCUGCAGGGCGUCAGCUUGGAUAUAUUCUGUGCUACAAGAGCAAUAUCGACGAGCUCAAUUCUGAUAUGAAGUCGUUGGUGGAUGCUAAAGUAAGGCUUCAGCAUCGCGUUGAGGAAGCCACUCUCAAAGGUGAGAGGACUGAAAGUGAUGUUCGGAGGUGGCUGAGUGAGGCAGAAACUCAUACUGGAAAUGCGAGGAAGCUGAUCGAGGGCAAGCGCAAGGCAAGUUGCUUCUACUUUAUCCCCAAUCCCGUGGCCCGACACCAGCUUGGCAGGAAGGCAAAGAAGGAGGCCCUCACCAUUCGAGGUCACUGUGAAAAGGGAAAUUUUGAACAGAAACAGAUCUCCUACCAUGAUGCACAAGCUACGGGAGCUGCAGCUGCUGCUCCAUCCCCUUCGGAGUCGGCCCAGCUUCUUGUACCCCUCGAGUCGAGGGCUUUGAUCGUGACUAAGAUCAUGGAAGCCUUGGAGGAUAAUAAUGUCAGGAGGAUUGGUGUCCACGGAAUGGGUGGUGUUGGCAAGACCACCCUCCUGGAUGAAGUUGAGAGGAAGGCCAAGGAGUCGAACAAGUUUAAUGAAGUUAUAAGGAAGCUUAUAUCGAAGAACCCAAAUGUUGGGGUAAUCGGAGCGGAAAUCUCGCACAUAUUGGGCAUGCUCGACAAGAAAGAUGAUGGGAGAGGUUCUGCAGAAAAAGAUGGGAGGGGUUCUGCAGAACAAAAUGGGAGAGGUUCUGCGGAACAAGAUGGGAGGGGUUCUGGAAAGAAGAAGGCCUUCAUUAUCCUUGAUGAUCUAUGGGAGGAGCUUCACUUGAAGCGGAUCGGGAUUGAAGAUAGCUACGAGAAUGUGGAAGUGAAGUUGCUGCUCACCUCCCGAAAACAAGAUCUGCUGGCUGAAAAAAUGGAUUGCCGACCAAACCUCCAUCUUCCUCACUUGAGUCCGGAGGAAACAGCAAAGUUGUUUGCUGCGAUAGCAGGUAACGAAUUUAGGGACCCUAAAACGGAUACUCUGGCAGCUAAACUAGUCGAUAAAUGUGGGGGCUUGCCUAUUCUAAUCCUGCCGCUGGCAAGAAUGUUGAAGAACGAGGCUUUCUCUACUUUGAAAGAAGCAGUCGAGCACAUUAACAAAUCAGAAGCUGCUUACUCGACCCUGGAGUUGAGUUAUCAGUCUUUAGAAGAAGAGAAGUACAAGGAGUUGUUCCUACUUUGCGGUCUCAUGGGAAACCAGAACAUCCCAGUACGCAACCUGCUCAAGUACAGUAUAGGCUUGGGCUCAUUUGGUGGCACCAAUGUCGUGGAAAGAGCUAGGAGAGAAAUGGUUGAAUCACUUCGGAAGCUUAAAGCCUCGUCACUGCUGCUCCAAGGUGACGACAACGAUCAUGUCAAAAUCCACGACGUGGUUCGUGAAUUUUCAACAAAAAUCGCAAACAAAGAUGGCGGUCAUUUGGUGUUCAGCACCUUUAUUUCACAUGCGGGAGAUUACGCCAAUGCCCAAGGGGAUGACUUCAAUGCUCAAAAUUCCAUAUCCAAAGGAAACCGUUUCAAAGUCCCAAAUUUCUUUUUCAAAGGCAUGAGGAAGCUUAGAGUCUUAGAUAUUAGGAGUGAAAACUUUACCUCCUUACCUCCAUCAGUUCGUUUGCUGCAAAAUUUGACAACAUUAUGUCUGGACAAUUGCGUCAUAGAGGAUAUUAGCAUCAUUGGGAAGCUAAAGGGACUGCAAGUCCUCAGCUUCAUGGGUUCUGAGAUUGAGCAUUUGCCAAAAGAGCUAGGAGGACUAACCAAUCUGGUACUAUUGGAUUUGAGCAAAUGCUCGAAGCUAAAAGUGAUAGAACAAGGGGUACUGGAAAGACUGACCAAACUGGAGGAUUUGUAUCUCGAAGAAAGUUUCGACCAGUGGGAGGGCGAAGGAGAUGCAGUGCAAGUUAAUGCUAGGCUUGCUGAGUUAAACAACUUGCCUCAGCUAAGGACACUAGAUGUGCAUAUUGUCGAUCCCAUGUUGCUCCAUCAGGACCUGCCGUUUGGAACAUUGGAAAGAUAUCGAAUACUUGUUGGUAAAUGGGAUUGGUCAGGCACCUAUGAAGAGCUACGGACGAUGAAGCUUGAGGUGGUGAGAUCAGAUGUUCUGUCUCAACAAUGGCUUCAGACCCUGUAGAAGGUUCUAGAUCUUCACUUUAAAGGCAUAU